Molecule: messenger RNA, 876 nt
Organism: Thalassophryne amazonica
Lineage: Eukaryota; Metazoa; Chordata; Actinopteri; Batrachoidiformes; Batrachoididae
Product: serine/threonine-protein kinase WNK4-like
Exons: 3
Coding region: 190-831 (213 amino acids)
Biological process (GO): protein phosphorylation; positive regulation of sodium ion transmembrane transporter activity; negative regulation of sodium ion transport
Cellular component (GO): cytosol; cytoplasm
Molecular function (GO): potassium channel inhibitor activity; chloride channel inhibitor activity; protein serine/threonine kinase activity
Source: RefSeq, a predicted model, not a curated record
CGCUGCUCUGUUGAUAAGCAGCUCCGUCCUUUGCGUGGAGGUUAUGGCUGAUAACUUUGGGAAGAAGGUGGACAAACUGGGUUUAAGUGAGAAGAACGAUGCGUAAAUACGUAUUUCCGUGCGUAAUGUCAAGGGGCGAGCAUUUCGACGCGGCUACCGUGACGUGUUCCAAAACGAGAACCCGCUACUAUGUCAAACGCUCAGGUUGAGAUCUGUGGACGCGGAUUCCCACGAUUGUCUGUGGACAUGACCGACGACUGCUUGGCCCGGGUCUCGUCCUUGCUGAGGACACACGCGCUGGGCGCGCGGAGAAACUCUUACGGCCUGCAGAAAAUCAGCAUGGACACGCAUUCUCCUUUAUACAGCGGCAUCUCCAAAGCCCUGUCGUGGUCAGCUGAAAACAUCCUGACCUUAUCCGAGUCCAGAGCAGAGGAUGAGAAAACCGACGACUCUCCGCAGUCGCCGUCUCCGGUUUCCAGCCCCGGCGGCAGCUCCAACACGCCCCCCUGCAGCCAGGAACCCGAGCAGGGGUCCAUCACUGGGAAAUGGGACAAGGUGCAAAGAUCCGGGGCUCAGGACGCCAGUUCAGACUCUGACAAUGAACUGGUUCAGACUAAACAGCACAAGACCUUGUCUCGGAUCCAGUGGGCAGAGGAAGAAAAGGAGGAUGUGGAGACCAAAGCUGUGGCAACAUCACCAGAUGGAAGGUACCUCAAAUUCAACAUAGAGAUUGGAAGGGGGUCCUUCAAGACUGUGUAUAAAGGACUGGACACGGAGACCACAGUGGAGGUGGCAUGGUGUGAGCUCCAGAGCUGGUGGUGGCAGAGCUGAAGAUGUUACAAUUUUCUUUGGAAGUGACGUGGAUGAACAGGAUUA